CAAUCGCCAAGGGUCGAUACUCAACCCUCUAGACGCGCCGUCGUCGUUGAUAAACAGCACCGGACAACAUGCUUAUUCCCAAGAAGAACCGCAAGGAGGUGUACAAGUACCUCUUCCGUGAGGGCGUCAUCUACGCCAAGAAGGACUUCAACCUCCCCGCUCACCCCGAGAUCAAGGAGGUCCCCAACCUUCAGGUGAUCAAGCUGAUGCAGUCCUUCACCUCCAAGGAGCUCGUCAAGGAGCAGUUCUCCUGGAGGUACUACUACUGGUACCUCACCAACGAGGGCAUCGAGUACCUCCGCGAGUACCUCAACCUCUCUGCGGAUGUCGUCCCCAACACGCUGAAGAAGUCUACCCGCCCCCCCACCCGCCCCAUGGCGGACGAGCGCGCGCCCCGCGGCGACCGCGGUCCCCGCGGCGGCCGCGAGGGCUACCGCUCCGAGCGCCCCGGCGGCUUCGGCCGCGGCGGCGACAAGGCGGGCCCCGGCGGUAACUUCAACCCCCAGUUU
Messenger RNA from Micromonas commoda, 509 nucleotides. RefSeq lists its product with no specific name. Lineage: Eukaryota; Viridiplantae; Chlorophyta; Mamiellophyceae; Mamiellales; Mamiellaceae. Gene Ontology annotation, cellular component: cytosolic small ribosomal subunit. The transcript has 4 exons. The record is from RefSeq and is a predicted model, not a curated record. Gene Ontology annotation, molecular function: structural constituent of ribosome; RNA binding. The annotation marks the transcript as partial.